This is a messenger RNA of Rotaria sp. Silwood1, 639 nucleotides long. The record is from the annotation of a GenBank genome assembly. NCBI's taxonomy places the organism in Eukaryota, Metazoa, Rotifera, Eurotatoria, Philodinida, Philodinidae.
AUGACUAUGUGGAUGUUUUGGGCUAUUUUUUGUCUGGUUAUUGGACAAUUGGUCCAUUCAUUGCCAACAGACGAUCAACGUGUUCCACUCGAUGGAGUAGUAGGCACAGCUGAAUCAGUAGAUAAGUCAUCGCCUAGGUUUAGUCGACUAUCAAGAUUGAUUAGAAGCAACAAUCAAGACAACGAUGAUCUUAAUUUUCUACACAAUGUCGAACGCCGAGCUAUUAACAAUUAUUAUCAACAAAGAGUAUUUGAUCUAACGAAUCAAGCACGUCAACAAGGUCGCUACUGUGGUCAGACGUGGUAUCCCGCUACAACACCACUUUCGUGGAAUGAUCAAUUGGGCAUCGCCGCACAAAAACACGCUGAAUCUAUGCUAUAUUAUAAUUAUUUUUCUCAUACAGGUAGAGAUGGAAGCAGUUUUGUAGAUCGUAUAGCAGCUGCAGGCUAUUCGAGGAACUGUGCUGGUGGCGAAAAUAUUGCUGGCAAUCAAACUCCUGAGGCGACAGUCGCUUCUUGGAUCAAAAGCUCGGGACAUUGUGCCAAUAUUAUGAACAAAAAUUUUAGAGCAAUUGGCAUCGGAUAUGCAAAAGGUGGUCCUUACGGAGCCUACUGGGUUCAAAAUUUUGGCUACUGUUAA